CAACCUCUCUGCUGUUGUACGUGAUUCCGAGUUUAGCCAGCUGAGGUUCUGCUGACACUUUUACACAUUUUUUCGUCAGCAUUUACUUACAACAAUUUAACAGAAGCUUCGUUUGUCAUAAUGCCCAAAGGAGGGAAGAAAGGUGGCCACAAAGGUCGCAUGCGGACGUACACCAGCCCCGAGGAGAUUGAUGCUCAGAUGAAGGCAGAAAAGGAGAGAAAAAAGCAUGAACAAGAAGAGGGUGAGGAGGAUGGAGCGGGACAGAAAGACACAGCAGAGGAGAAGCUACCGGGAUCUGGUUCAGAAGAAAGUGAUGAUGAAGAUUCCCAGAGGAGAAGAGCUGGCGUGGAGGGCUUGAUAGAAAUCGAGAACCCCAACAGACUGGCUCAAAAAUCCAAGAAGGUGACGCAGAUUGAGUUAGAUGAGCCAAAGCAAUUAUCAAGGAGAGAGAGAGAGGAGAUUGAGAAGCAGAAAGCAAAGGAGCGUUACAUGAAGAUGCAUUUGGCAGGGAAGACAGACCAGGCCAAGGCUGACCUUGCUCGCCUCGCUAUUAUCAGGAAACAGAGAGAGGAGGCAGCAAAAAAGAAAGAAGAGGAGAAGAAAGCAAAAGAAGCAGCGGCAGCAGCAGCUCGAGGAAUAAACUCCCUCUCAAUGAAAUGAUGCAG
Molecule: messenger RNA, 665 nt
Organism: Melanotaenia boesemani (Boeseman's rainbowfish)
Lineage: Eukaryota; Metazoa; Chordata; Actinopteri; Atheriniformes; Melanotaeniidae
Gene: pdap1b
Product: pdgfa associated protein 1b
Exons: 6
Coding region: 121-660 (179 amino acids)
Cellular component (GO): cytosol
Molecular function (GO): RNA binding
Source: RefSeq, a predicted model, not a curated record